This is a messenger RNA of Tupaia belangeri chinensis (Chinese tree shrew), 2938 nucleotides long. RefSeq names its product leucine zipper tumor suppressor 2 (gene LZTS2). The transcript has 7 exons. Bases 278 to 2302 code for a protein of 674 amino acids. Gene Ontology annotation, biological process: negative regulation of canonical Wnt signaling pathway; cell division. NCBI's taxonomy places the organism in Eukaryota, Metazoa, Chordata, Mammalia, Scandentia, Tupaiidae. The record is from RefSeq and is a predicted model, not a curated record.
ACGCCCCUCACGGAGUGGCCGCGCGCGGGCUGGAGCCGGGCGGCGCGCCUGUGGAGCCCUCGGGGGCGGCCCGGGGCCGAGCAUGGAGCAGCGCGGCGGAGCCCCUCAUCACCGUUGCUCAUGGACCCAGUCCUUGACCUUGUUCAGUGUGGCGUCGGAGGGUGGUGUGGAGCCCGAGGGACUCACGUCCGUGCUUGGAGGGGAAGCUUGCGGUGGAUCCGAGCUUGUUACUGAUGUUGCCCUGCAGGCCCCUGGCCAGGCCUGAGCCCCCGCUGCCAUGGCCAUUGUGCAGACUCUGCCAGUGCCGCUGGAGCCCGCUCCUGAGGCCACCACCGCCCCACAGGCCCCCACCAUGGGCAGCGUGAGCAGCCUCAUCUCGGGUCGGCCCUGCCCAGGAGGGCCAGCUCCUCCUCGCCACCACGGUCCCCCAGGGCCUCCCUUCUUCCGCCAGCAGGAUGGGCUGCUGCGGGGUGGCUAUGAGGCACGAGAGCCACUGUGCCCAGCCGUGCCCCCCAGGAAGGCUGUCCCUGGCACCAGCUUCACCUACGUCAAUGAGGACUUCCGGACAGAGUCACCGCCCAGCCCCAGCAGUGAUGUUGAAGAUGCCCGAGAGCAGCGAGCGCGUAAUGCCCACCUCCGCGGCCCCCCACCAAAGCUCAUCCCUGUCUCUGGAAAGCUGGAGAAGAACAUGGAGAAAAUCCUGAUCCGCCCAACAGCCUUCAAGCCAGUGCUGCCCAAACCUCGCGGGGCACCAUCCCUCCCUAGCUUCCUGGGUCCUCGGGCCACAGGGCUGUCUGGGAGCCAGGGCAGCCUGACACAGCUGUUUGGGGGCCCGGCCUCCUCCUCCUCUUCCUCCUCCUCCUCCUCGGCUGCUGAUAAACCCUUGGCACUGAGUGGCUGGGCCAGCGGCUGCCCCUCAGGGACACUCUCCGACUCUGGCCGGAACUCACUGUCCAGCCUGCCCACCUACAGCACCGGGGGUGCUGAGCCGGCCACCAGCUCCCCUGGCGGGCAUCUGUCCUCCCAUGGCCCUGGUCGGGGGGCGUUGCCUGGGCCAGCCCGAGGGGCUCCCACUGGGCCCUCCCACUCCGACAGUGGCCGCUCCUCCUCCAGCAAGAGCACGGGCUCCUUGGGGGGCCGUGUAGCCGGGGGGCUCUUGGGCAGUGGUCCCCGAGCCUCCCCUGACAGCAGCUCCUGUGGGGAACGCUCCCCUCCGCCCCUACCCCCUCCACCUCCUUCGGACGAGGCCCUGCUGCAGUGUGUCCUGGAAGGAAAGCUGCGAGACCGCCAGGCCGAGCUUCAGCAGCUGCGGGACAGCCUGGAUGAGAACGAGGCGUCCGUAUGUCAGGCGUUCGAGGAGCGCCAGUGGCACUGGCCACGAGAGCGCGAGGCUUCGCGAGAGGACGGCGCGGCGCAGGCGCAGCCGGCAGCGCAGCGGGCGCAGCGGGCCCAGCAGCUCCUGCAGCUGCAGGUGUUCCAGCUGCAGCAGGAGAAGCGGCAGCUGCAGGACGACUUUGCGCAGCUGCUGCAGGAGCGGGAGCAGCUGGAGCGGCGAUGCGCCACCUUCGAGCGGGAGCAGCGGGAGCUCGGACCACGGCUAGAGGAGACCAAGUGGGAGGUGUGCCAGAAGUCAGGCGAGAUCUCUCUGCUGAAGCAGCAGCUGAAGGAGUCUCAGGCGGAGCUGGUGCAGAAGGGCAGCGAGCUGGUGGCCUUGAGGGUGGCACUGCGUGAGGCCCGGGCCACACUGCGGGUCAGUGAGGGCCGGGCGCGGGGCCUGCAGGAGGCAGCCCGGGCGCGGGAGCUGGAGCUGGAGGCCUGUUCCCAGGAGCUGCAGCGGCACCGCCAGGAGGCUGAGCGGCUGCGGGAGAAAGCUGGGCAGUUGGACACUGAGGCAGCCGGGCUCCGGGAGGCCCCUGUGGGUCCGGCCACCGCUGACCCAUUCCUCCUGGCAGAGAGUGACGAGGCCAAGGUGCAGCGGGCUGCUGCCGGAGUGGGGGGCAGCCUGCGGGCCCAGGUGGAGCGGCUGCGUGUGGAGCUGCAGCGGGAGCGGCGGCGCGGCGAGGAGCAGCGGGCCAGCUUCGAGGGAGAGCGGCUGGCCUGGCAGGCAGAGAAGGAGAAGGUGAUCCACUACCAGAAGCAGCUGCAGCACAGCUAUAUCCAGAUGUGCCGGCGUAGCCGGCAGCUGGAGCAGGAGCUGCAGCAGCUCAGCCUGGAGCUGGAGGCCCGGGAGCUGGCCGACCUGGGCCUGGCUGAGCAGGCGCCCUGCAUCUGCCUGGAGGAGAUCACAGCCACCGAGAUCUAGGGCGCCAGCCCUGGAGGGAGCACUGCUGACGGCCACACGGCUCCAGAUCCAUGGGAGGCCUCAGAGUCUGGUCCUAAAGCCACUUGUGCCCUGAGAUCCAGGCCUCAGGGCCUCUGCCAGGGGUGGCCCCAUGACUUGGAGGAGCAAAACCAGGCCCUCGCAGGCCCUCAUGUUCACUGUCACCCAGAGGCUCCUACUCACCACCACGUCACUCCCGACUGCUGCCAGUGUCACUCUGCCAAGCCUGUUUGCCCCCGAGACGUGCCAGCCCACUCCAGCCAGGGGAGCUGGGAAGGAGGAGGGGCUCCUGACCACGUUGUCUCCCACCCCGAAGCCAGAGAGAGCCAGACAGCACCAGCUGCUCCAGACGUGCCUGCCCCGUGCUGCCCGCACUGGGGGACAGGGCUGGGACCGGGCCGAACCCCAGGUGCCAGCUCUGCAGCCCCUCUCCCCGAGUGAGGGGGCUGAAGUCAGACCAAAGGAAGAACUCAGAAAUGUCUUGUUUAUGUAUGUUUGUGACCAAGCAGCCCCUCCUUCACCCAGGUUUUUGGCCUCAUUUUCACUUGUAUAUUUUUCACACUGUAAAUUUCUUGUACAAACCCAAAGAAAAAAUUAAAAUUUGUUUUUAAAAAAGCA